AUGGAAGCCAUGCAGCUGUUCCUGCUGACCAUAGGUCUGACCCUGUUCUCUCUGGUGCAGGCUGGCUACAUCAAUCGUGGUGAAUGUGCCACGACAGACAAGCUUUUAGGAAACUGGUAUAUAAUUUGCUGGGCUGGAAACCUUCCUCUCCCAGAAGAAAAGCUGAGAAGCCCGCUGCCACCCUUCACAUUCACCAAAAACAAAAUUGGUUACUUGGAGUUUAAGAUGAAUAUCUCGAAACCUAUUGGAUGUGUUGAGUUCAAGAUCGCCUUGAAUGAAGCAAAAGACAAACCUUGCUACUUUUCUGCCUGGAUGUGGCACUAUAUUGGCAUAGUGCUGUUUGAAGGGGACAACUUUGGUAUCGCCUAUUUAAAUGCCAAGGUCGAUGAUACAUACCAGAAGAUGGCAAUGCUCAUGGGUCGCCGUAAUCAUACUGCAAGCCUAACAAUGCUGAAGGAUUUUGAAACUGUUGUGAUCCAACUAUCCCUGAACAAAACAAGCAUCAUCACCCCCCCUUACGAUG
This is a messenger RNA of Cricetulus griseus (Chinese hamster), 523 nucleotides long. The record is from RefSeq and is a predicted model, not a curated record. Lineage: Eukaryota; Metazoa; Chordata; Mammalia; Rodentia; Cricetidae.